UGGUGGCGUCUCUCACUAUUAUAAAUACUUGUCCAUUGUCUACCAGUUAUCUCAUCAACUUGAGAGUUUCUUUCAUUCUUACUUCGAAAAACCCAAAACACACUUAUUAUUUGUUGCAACAAUGACCUCAGUUGUAGUUGGAAAUAAUGUUGUGAAACAUAUUGCAGAAGAGAUCAUUCGCCCCGUUGCCGACUUUUCUCCAAGUCUAUGGGGUGAUCGUUUUCUUUCUUUCUCCAUCGACAACCAGGUUGAACAAAGGUAUGCUCAAGAGAUUGAAGUGUUGAAGGAAGAAACAAGGAGUAUUUUGUUAGCUACCGGAAGGAAAUUGGCUGAGACGUUGAAUUUGAUUGAUGUUAUUGAACGCCUUGGCAUUGCCUAUCACUUUGAGAAAGAAAUCAAUGAGAUUUUGAAUCAGAUUUACAAAGAAAAUUCAAACUUUGAGAGCAAUGACAAUAAUGAUGAUCUAUGCACUUGUGCUCUUCAAUUUCGAUUGCUUAGGCAACAUGGUUACAAAAUCUCCCUAAAAAUUUUCACCAAAUUCCUUAAUGGAGAUGGCAAACUCAAGGAGUCUCUUGCUAGUGAUGUCUUGGGAUUAUUGAGUUUGUAUGAAGCUUCACAUGUAAGGAUUCAUGGUGAAGACAUCUUAGAAGAUGCACUUGCUUUCUCCACUACUCAUCUUCAGUCCGCAGCUCCACAUUUGAACUCUCCUCUUAAGGAGCAAGUGACGCAUGCCCUUGAGCAAUCCUUGCACAAAGGUAUUCCUCGAAUUGAGAUUCGAUUCUUCAUCGCAUCAAUCUACGAGAAACAGGAAACAAAGAGUGAUGUGUUACUUCGAUUUGCCAAGUUGGAUUACAACUUGCUCCAAAUGUUGCACAAACAAGAACUUGCUGAAGUAUCAAGGUGGUGGAAAGAUUUGAAUUUUGUGAACACACUUCCAUAUGCUAGAGAUAGAGUAGUUGAAUGCUACUUUUGGGCAUUAGGAGUAUAUUAUGAGCCUCAAUAUUCUCAAGCUCGUGUCAUGCUCGUUAAGACCAUAGCAAUGAUUUCGAUUGUGGAUGACACCUACGAUGCUUAUGGUACUACUGAAGAACUUGCCACAUACACGGAUGUCAUACAAAGAUGGGAUAUUAACGAAAUUGAUCAUCUCCCUGAUUACAUGAAAAUCAGUUAUAAAGCUAUUCUAGAUCUUUAUGAGGAUUAUGAAAAGGAAAUGUCUAGUGAUGGAAGAUCUCAUGUUGUCUGUUAUGCAAAAGAAAGAAUGAAAGAACUGAUAAAAAGUUAUAAUAUUGAGGCAAAAUGGUUUAUUGAAGGGCAUAUGCCACCUGCUUCUGAAUACCUACGCAAUGCAUUUGUAACUACCACUUACUACUUCCUUGCCACAACAUCGUAUUUGGGCAUGACGGAUGCAAAAGAGCAAGAAUUUGAGUGGCUGUCAAAAAAUCCUAAAAUUCUUGAAGGUUGUGUGGCAAUAUGCCGAGUUAUUGAUGACAUAGCCACAUACGAGGUUGAGAAAAAUAGGGGACAACUUUCAACAGGAAUUGAGUGCUACAUGAGAGACUAUAGUGUAUCAACAAAAGAUGCAAUGGCUAAAUUUCAAGAAAUGGGAGAGUCAGGAUGGAAGGAUAUUAAUGAAGGAAUGCUUAGGCCCACUCCUAUCGCUAUGGAGUUUUUAUCUCGUAUUCUCAAUCUUGCUCGGCUUGUGGAUGUUACAUAUAAACACAACGAAGAUGGAUACACUCAUCCUGAGAAAGUGUUAAAACCUCACAUUAUUGGCAUGGUUGUUGACUCUAUCAAACUUUAAGUUGUCAAUUGUUGGUUUGUGGUUUUGCAGUGACUGCCAAAAUUUUAAUUUGUUCUUUAUGUCAUUUAUUGCUUGUACAGUCCAUAGUGACUCUUGUAUUCUGUAAUAUUAUGUUCUUUUACCCAAUAAAAGAAAGAAGUACUUCUAAUA
This is a messenger RNA of Capsicum annuum, 1951 nucleotides long. Its product is annotated as 5-epiaristolochene synthase-like. The transcript has 7 exons. The coding region runs from base 122 to 1801 and encodes 559 amino acids. Gene Ontology annotation, biological process: diterpenoid biosynthetic process. The record is from RefSeq and is a predicted model, not a curated record. NCBI's taxonomy places the organism in Eukaryota, Viridiplantae, Streptophyta, Magnoliopsida, Solanales, Solanaceae. Gene Ontology annotation, molecular function: magnesium ion binding; terpene synthase activity.